Molecule: messenger RNA, 2082 nt
Organism: Aspergillus fumigatus Af293
Lineage: Eukaryota; Fungi; Ascomycota; Eurotiomycetes; Eurotiales; Aspergillaceae
Source: RefSeq, a predicted model, not a curated record
AUGGAGUCAUCCUCGCUUCAGAACAUCAAGACCGAUUCCAACGGACCCAUGGUUCUGAAAAAGCAGAAUGGGUCUUCCCGACCGUCUUCGCCUAUCCCGGUAGGUCGGCAGAACAAGGCACGGCCCAUUACGCUGGCGUUGAUGGGAUUGGCCGCAUUUUUGUGGUUGAUACUGCCUGAUGCAGUUCCUCGGUCAACAGCAAAGGGAGAGAAUAACGCACGACCGCCGGCGUUCAGUUGGGACCAAAUUACACCUUCCAACUCUCUGGAAUACCAUGACUGCUUCGAUGGCUUCCAGUGCGCCCGACUUGAGGUGCCCAUGGACUAUCAUCGGGAGAACGGCCGGGGCCGCCAGAUGGCUAUUGCCAUUGUGCGCUUACCAGCAAAGAUCCCGGUGACGGACUCCCGGUAUGGUGGUGCAGUUUUAAUCAAUCCCGGGGGCCCUGGUGGUUCCGGAGUCGAACAGGCUCUGUUGUUUGGUCGGGACAUGCAGACGAUUAUUGAUGGGGAAACUGAUCCUGCAUUGCCGACGGGUCCUGCGAACUUGUCAGCUCGAUACUUUGAUAUCAUCGGCUUUGAUCCACGUGGCGUUAACAACACAACUCCCGGGUUCAGCUGUUUCCCAGAUUCAUUUUCGCAGAGGAACUGGGAGCUCCAGGUGGAGGCGGAUGGCAUGCUGGGUAGCUCUGACGAUUCCCUCAUGCGCAAUUGGCAGCGUGCCGUUGCUCUUGGAGGUGCUUGCUCCAAGGCACUACAGUACGCGCCGGAGGGAACUGAUGAAGCUCUUGGAGAUCAUCUCAAUACACCGCCAGUCGCAAGGGAUAUGCUCGAAAUCAUUGAGCGACACGGUGAAUGGCGCGAAAGGCAAGGUCAGACUGAACAAAGGAUGUACGAUCGCAUGUACGGCUAUGACCAGCAACAGAGCAUCGUGGCACGAACCAAGUGGAAGAGAGGGCAUGAAAAGCUCCUGUACUGGGGCCGUUCGUACGGAACUGUGCUCGGAAGCACUUUUGCAACGAUGUUUCCUGAUCGGGUCGAGCGUGUUUUAUUGGACGCCGUUGUUGAUGUCGACAAGUACUACACUGGGAAAGGACCUGACGUGAUUGCUGAUGCCGACGCGAUAUUCGACCGCUUUGUAGUCUACUGCGACGCAGCUGGACUAGAUGGAUGCCCCUUUUAUAGGCACGGAGGCCCUGCAGCCAUCAAAGCCGCAUAUCUGGAACUAGAAGCGGUCCUAUACAACGCAUCCGUGCCAGCAGCACCGUCAGCCACACGGGGGCCCGAAGUCAUCACAUGGACCGAUCUUAAAACCGUUCUUCGCUACUCGGUGUACCAGCCUCUGUUUGUCUUUCCUCUGCUUGCACACUACGCAAAGUCACUGUCCGAGGGCGAUGGGUCUCCGAUGGCCGACUUCAAGCAACGAUCUCGCUCGCCUUCGUGUCCCUCUGACCAAUGCUUGCAAACAGGGCCGUGGUCUGGCGAGUGUUUUGAGAAGGGUUCGAGUGAACUCUACGCUAUGUCGGCAAUAUUAUGCUCUGAUGCCCCAUAUCUACGCGACAUGGACCAAGCACGUUUCCAAGAAGCAUGGGCGUCUCUGAAAGCCCGGAGUUUUACCUUGGGGGAUUACUGGGCUGCUGUCACUGCACUAGGGCCCGUACACAGGCAAUACAUCUCAUCCAAUUCUUCUUGUGAGCAAUACUCUGGAUCCAGUCACUCCGUUGAGAAGGCAGGUAUCCGAUCACGUGUCCUCAGCAAUUCCACCACGAUGCUGACUGUGUCGAUCAUUUGCAGUGCGAAGAGGAUGUCUGAAAAAUUUCCUGGUUCAGUCGUACUCCAACAAGACUCAGAAGGGCACACAACCUUAGCCGCACCAUCGCUGUGCGUUGGCAAAGCUAUUCGCACGUACUUCCAGAGCGGCGUGUUGCCUGAUCCGGGAAUGGUCUGCGGAGCGGACUUGAAGCCCCUCUUGGGAGAGUCAGGUUCCGUUCACGCAAUGAACGCUGCAGAUAAAACCAUGUACGACUCAUUGAUGAACAUGGUUGCCCAAGCCAACAGUUUGACCCGAAGGCUGCCGUUCGCCUAA